UGUAUAUAGAACCGGAUCACCUUUAGUAUCCCGCGAGCGACGGUAGUACUGGGUAGCCUUGACAGAAGACGGAGCAGCGCCGCAGUGUAGAUUAACAAACCAAGUCUACUCUCCACCCUCAGAAAUGGCUGACCAACUUACCGAGGAGCAGAUUGCUGAAUUUAAGGAGGCGUUCUCCUUGUUUGAUAAGGAUGGCGAUGGUACCAUCACUACUAAAGAACUUGGCACGGUGAUGCGAUCUCUCGGACAAAAUCCCACAGAGGCUGAAUUGCAAGACAUGAUUAACGAAGUCGACGCUGAUGGUAAUGGAACCAUUGACUUUCCUGAGUUUUUGACGAUGAUGGCUCGUAAAAUGAAAGAUACAGAUAGCGAGGAGGAGAUCCGCGAGGCUUUCCGAGUCUUUGACAAGGACGGGAACGGCUACAUCAGCGCAGCAGAGCUUCGCCACGUCAUGACGAACUUGGGCGAGAAGCUGACGGAUGAAGAGGUGGACGAGAUGAUCAGAGAAGCUGACAUCGACGGUGACGGUCAAGUCAAUUAUGAAGAGUUUGUACAAAUGAUGACGGCGAAGUGAAGCUCUUCGGUUUUCUCGGACCUCCUUAGAAGACAAAAAAUCAGUCGAAUAUUUUACUUACCUCUUACGCAAAAAUAUUCAUUUAUUCAUACUGUUUCUGUAUAGAAAAACUGAAUGUUACAAAAAGAUAAAAUGUCCAUAUAUAGAAAAAUAUAUAAAUAUAUAUAUAAAUAUACAAAAAACAACCAAAAAAAGUGAACCAACAUAAAUGACCUGCAUGUACUGGUUAGUGGUCCUGUUCCCAAAGAACUGCUUAGACAUCUCCAAAAAGACACACAAAUAAUCCUGAUAUCAAACCUUCAGAAACUAAAAAGUAAAAGCAUCUGGUGAACUUCUUAACUGGUUCCAUUUGCUAGCGGCGAUGUUUGGGCUGGCCAAUCAUCUUCUACUUCUCGUUUCUGUUCUACAUGCAUGCAGCUUGAGUCCGGAGCCGCUAUUGGGCGGAAACCUCGACGAUGUCUAUCGGAGCGUUCUAGGGGGUUGGAACCGUCUGAAUUCAAAAUGGCCGUUAAUAUAGAUUGGGAUUCGGGUGGGUGCGGGUGGGCCUGGAAUCUGCAUAGGGGACAAAUGAAUGGGACCUUUGCAGUUUGCUUCGGGAACUAAACAAAGAGAUAUUUUUAAGAAAUAAUUAGCAUUUAAGAGAUUUUAAACUACGUUUGGCAUGUCAGGAUAUUUGGAGUUUUGUUUCUUUGUGCAUUGUGCCCGAUAGUAGGGGCGUGUUUAGUGGGAGGGAGUGGCUGAGGGUGUUUAGGGCUGUACCAUAAAUGUUUUUAUCUUCGGUUUUGCUCUGACGGUGAGCAGGUCGAUUUCUCUGGAGAGCGCGGAGGGCUUUUCAUCAGGGCUUGCUUUCGACUGCCCACCUUCGGUUCUGUUUUUGUUCAUUCCAAGUUGUACAUGCUCGUCUUUUGAUUUUUUUCCAAUAAAAGAACAUGAACUUGAA
Messenger RNA from Paramisgurnus dabryanus, 1514 nucleotides. RefSeq names its product calmodulin 1a (gene calm1a). Gene Ontology annotation, molecular function: calcium ion binding. Gene Ontology annotation, cellular component: myosin II complex. The record is from RefSeq and is a predicted model, not a curated record. NCBI's taxonomy places the organism in Eukaryota, Metazoa, Chordata, Actinopteri, Cypriniformes, Cobitidae.